Dictyostelium discoideum AX4 is the source of this 807-nucleotide messenger RNA. It is a transcript of the gene gloB1, whose product is annotated as hydroxyacylglutathione hydrolase. NCBI's taxonomy places the organism in Eukaryota, Evosea, Eumycetozoa, Dictyosteliales, Dictyosteliaceae. The transcript is spliced from 2 exons. The record is from RefSeq and is a predicted model, not a curated record. The coding region runs from base 1 to 807 and encodes 268 amino acids.
AUGAAAGUUCAACCAGUAUUAGUAAACAAAGAUAACUAUAGUUAUUUAGUAAUCGAUGAAAAGAAUAAAGUAGCAAUAGCAAUUGAUCCAUGUGAACCAAAUAAAGUAAUUUCAUCAUUAUCUUCAAUCUCAAGUGAUAUUAAAAUUAACUCUGUUUUUACAACUCAUCAUCAUUGGGAUCAUGCAGGUGGUAAUAAUUUAAUAAAAACAAUAAUUAAAGAUAUCAAUGUUUAUGGUAGAGAUGAAAGAUUUGAAGGUAUAACAAAAAAGUUAGAGAAUAAUGAAGUUUUAAAGAUUGGUUCAUUAAAGAUUAAGACUUUAGAUGCACCAGCACAUACAAGCUCUCAUGUUUUAUAUUUAAUUGAAGAUGAGAAUGAACCCAAUCAAGUAAAGUCUUUAUUCACUGGUGAUACAUUAUUCAUUGGUGGAUGUGGUCGUUUAUUCGAAGGUAAUCCAGAACAAAUGUAUAAUGCACUUUACAAUGUAAUUGGUAAACUACCUGACAAUACCUUAGUUUAUGUUGGUCAUGAAUAUACUUUAAAGAAUUUAGAAUUUGCAAAAACCUUAGAAUCUGAAAAUGAAAAUAAAGAAUUAUAUAAUUUCUAUGAUCAAUGUAAAGAGAAACUUGCAAAUGGUGAAUUCACUGUACCUUCCUCUAUUGCUCAAGAAAAAUUAAUUAAUCCAUUCAUGAGAUGCCAUUUACCAUCAAUUUACAAUCAUUACUUAAAAGAAAAUCCAAAUUCAAUUAAUCCACCUUCUCCAAUUGAUGUUUUAGGUUUCAUUAGAUCUUUGAAAGAUAAAUUUUAA